GCCGGAGAGCGGGCGGGGAAGGCAGCGGCAGGCGGCGCGCUGGCUGCUCCGGGCCGCGGAUCCCCCUGCUCCCCGGCGCCAAGCCCAAAGUUUGCGCGCAGCCCCGGGGUCCGGGGGUGACCCCCGCGCCCGCCCCGGCCGCGCCCAGGGUCGCGGGAGGCCACGCGGGGCGGCCGGGCGCGGCGCCACUGCAGCUUUGGAGCUGGCGGGAUGCAGAACCCCAGGAGGCAGCUGUGGGGAGUGGUGGCCCUGUGACUGGCAGCUUUCUGGCCCCUGAGCCCUCCAGUCAAGCCAGGUGGCCACCUGGACAGACAGAGCCCGUGCAAGCACCUGACAGGUGCAGCAGCACAGUCCAUGCGAUCUGAAGAAGGAAAGAAGGAACCAAUGGCUUUAGCUGGUGGCCCAGACUCCUUUUUGCAUCACCCUUACUAUCAGGAUCAGGUGGAGCAGACCUCGUCCCACAGGCCCCACGACCUGGCAGGAUCUGGCUUCCGAGCACAGUCUGAUCGUCUGGCCCAUCACCAAGAGGAUGACGUGGACCUGGAGGCGCUGGUGAACGACAUGAACACAUCCCUGGAGAGCCUGUACUCAGCCUGCCCCAUGCAGUCGGAGACAACACCCCUGCUCCAGAGCAGCUCGCAUACCCGCAGCCAGCAGCCCCCGGCAACCAGGCCCCAGCGCCAGCCUGCCGCCCCCAGGCAGAAGGUGCAGCGCUCCCAGCCCGUGCACAUCCUGGCCGUCAGGCGCCUGCAGGAAGAAGACCAGCAAUUUCGAACCUCAUCUCUGCCAGCCAUCCCCAACCCUUUCCCUGAGCUCUGUGGCCCUGAAAGCCCCCCUGUGCUCUCACAUGGCUCCCUCUCUCCUAGCCAGGCUGCUGCAAAGCAGGAUGUCAAAGUCUUCAGUGAAGACGGGACGAGCAAAGUGGUGGAGAUCCUGGCAGACAUGACAGCCCGGGACCUUUGCCAGCUGCUGGUGUACAGGAGCCACUGUGUGGAUGACAACAGCUGGACACUGGUGGAGCACCAUCCACACCUGGGACUGGAACGAUGCUUGGAGGACCAUGAGCUGGUGGCACAGGUGGACAGCACUAUGGCGAGCGAGAGUAAAUUCUUGUUCCGGAAGAAUUACGCAAAAUACGAGUUUUUCAAAAAUCCAAUGAAUUUCUUCCCAGAACAGAUGGUGACUUGGUGCCAGCAGGCCAAUGGCAGCCAGACCCAGCUUUUGCAGAAUUUUCUGAAUGCCAGCAGUUGUCCUGAAAUUCAAGGGUUUUUGCACGUGAAAGACCUGGGGAGGAAAUCGUGGAAAAAGCUGUACGUGUGUAUGAGGAGGUCCGGCCUUUAUUGCUCCACAAAGGGAGCUUCCAAGGAGCCCCGGCAUUUGCAGCUGCUCGCAGACCUGGAGGACAGCAGUGUCUUCUCCCUGAUUGCAGGCAGGAAGCAGUACGGUGCCCCCACAGACUUCGGCUUCUGCAUAAAGCCCAACAAAGUAAGCAGUGAUGCCAAAGAGAUGCGGCUGCUGUGUGCGGAGGAUGAGCACAGCCGGACGUGCUGGGUGACAGCUUUCAGGCUCCUCAAGUAUGGGAUGCUCCUCUACCAGAACUACAGGAUCCCACAGCAGAGGAAAGGCCUCCUCUCCCCCUUCAACACACCGGUGCGCAGUGUCUCUGAGAACUCCCUGGUGGCGAUGGACUUUUCUGGGCAGACGGGCCGAGUGAUUGAGAAUCCAGCAGAGGCUCAGUGUGCGGCCAUGGAAGAGGGACAUGCCUGGAGGAAGCGGAGUGCACGGAUGAAUGUCCUGGGCAGUCAAAGCCCCCUGCAUCCCUCCGCCCUCAGCACAGGGACACUGCUGCGCUCAGGGACCAAGGCCACCCAUCCUUCUCUCCCUCCCGCAGUGAUUCACAGGACACAGCACUGGUUUCACGGCAGGAUCUCCCGGGAAGAGUCGCACAGGCUCAUCAAGCAACAGGGGCUGGUGGAUGGGCUCUUCCUCCUCCGAGAUAGUCAGAGCAACCCAAAGGCAUUCGUCCUCACACUGUGUCAUCACCAGAAGAUUAAAAAUUUCCAGAUCUUACCUUGUGAGGAUGACGGACAGAUGUUCUUCAGCCUGGACGAUGGGAACACCAAAUUCUCUGACCUGAUCCAGCUUGUGGACUUUUACCAGCUCAACAAAGGCGUCCUGCCUUGCAAACUCAAGCACCAUUGCAUCCGCGUGGCCUUAUGACCUCAGAGUGACUCCUGGAUGACGACUGGAGGACGCUGACACUGGAAUGGAGACGAGGUCUGUGCGGGGGUGUGAGCGCCAGAAACUCCUCCUCCGCCUGUGGGGACUUGCGUGGGCCGGAGAUAUCCAGUGCCAACCAGCCAAGAUCUGACUAGUUUGUUGGACUCCACGAUGAUUUGCUGCUGCGAUCCACCGGGUCGUCCCCCUCUCGUGCUGGCCAGGAUGGGCGGGGGAGGGGGGAGUGUGGGGGGUGAGGGGCAUGACAGAGCCAGUGCAGAUUUGAAAAUGAACUGGAAUGAUCGUCUUGGCUGGGCCACAUAGGAACGAGAACCCAAGAGAAGUCAUCAGAAAUGGAACUCUUGCCCUGGAAUAAUCUUGACAAUUAAAACUAAGAUGUUUACUUUUUUUUAUUAUCUGUAUCAAUCACUUUUUUUUUUCUUUGCACUCCUUUGUUUUAACUCAUGUGUUCAGCCCAUGGUUGGAGAGAGGUUUUGGCUUUUGAGUGCAUCAGACAGAAAGACAGUUGGAACAGGUGGGCAGACUUCCCAGGCUGACUGUGCCCCCCCCACACACACACACCCCUCGCCAUGUUUCCAGGGGGGGUUCCCCACUUUCUACAGGUCACUAUAGGUGGAUUCAGCUUCCUGAUAACAAUGCCCCAGUCUUCCCUAGUAUACUUGAAGAAACUUCUUUUCCCAUGAAAGGUGGUGGGCAUUUGGCCUGUGGGUGGCGCCAUCAUGGCCUGCCAGUCACUUCUCUAUGCAGAGUUGUCCCCUCCUCUUGCCACUGGCAUGUCCUGUCCACUCCACAGUUUAGGAGACAUGAUGUCUUUGGAAAGAUCACUGUUCCACCAUGCAGCAGGGCUGGGUGACCAGGCUCUGGUCCUUGCAGGCUGACCUGAUUGACACCCACUUCCUCAGGCCACUGUCUGCCCGCCCCCAACCUCCUGGCAGCCUACCUUGUAUUGUCCCCCUGAUGUAUCCUUAGCUUGUUCUGAAAUGAUCACUCCCUUUCCUGGCUUCCUGCUUCCCUCGGACUAAAGAAUCUAAAAGGAAAGGGACUCACUUGUGGCAGGUCAGCUUCUGUGGUGAUGGAGAAGGAACUGUCAAAAUGGAUGCAUCUGCAGCCUGGUAAUAAUUGACCUUUUAUUUUUUGUUUGAUGACCUCUGUCCUGCUGAAAAACCCUAUAAGCCAGUGGCUGAGAGUUAACUACAAGCUCCUCUCAGCGUGCUGCCAAAUGGGGCUAAGUACCUCACAGCGGUGUGGACCUUGAAAUGCUGUAGCAACACAACCCUGCAUCCCACUCCAGGAGCUGAGUCCAAUGGGGGCCUGACUUGUCCCCCAGGCCCUUCCUCCCUGUCCCUAUAGCUGAGUGUCCAGACGUGAGAGUGGCCAGAUCUUUGGUUUUUGGCCUCUUAGGUAGAAAGGGCUCCCAAGUAGAGACACGGAAGGAUGACAGUGGCCAGGAAAGGAUUCUCUUUUCUGAGGUGGCAGUUGUGCUAUUGGGCCCUUGGUGGAGGUGUGCUCCUCACCUGAUGGCCUGGACUCCUCCCCCCACCCCCAUGGUCUCCAGGGGACAUACAUGUAGUUUAGGACAGUCCUAACAGAUCUUGGUAACACAUAUCCGCUUGUAAGUAAGUCUAUGACAUAGAGACACUGUGUUUUAGUUUACAGGCCAGACUAGUUGAUUUCCAUGAUAUAUCUACUUAAAACACAAAUGAAAAAAAUUUCAGUAAAAACUUUUUUUCCACCAAGAACAAAAAAAACAAACAAACAAAACUCUGUUUAAUUGUAUUUUCUUUCUUUCAUAGUUAGUGAAUCUUCCAAACUAUAGACCCUUAGGCCAGGGUCAAGCUCAUACCUGGCAUGAUGUGCUUCCACUAAAGUUCACUUUAGGAACAGAUACCGACACUGUUAAGACACACACACACACACACACACACACACACACACUCACAUGCCAACCUUUCCCCCCCUCUUCACUGGUUGGAAGUAAAACCUUAAAAAAAAAAAACUUAAAAAAAAAAACAAACUAUGAUUUCUUUUUUUUUCCUGUUUACAUAGACCAGUCUGCAGCAGUGCGAUGAGAUUGCGCCCUCUCUGGCAGACAGCUAGUACUGCAGUAUUUCCUAUUUAUGAAUAAGCAUUUUAUUUAAGAGGAGGACAGAAGCUUGACUCUGACUCACGGUUUUGUAUGUAGCUGGUUUGAUGUCGUCUUGUACCUUCCAACCUAAGUGAAUUUGUUGGAGAGUAAACUCCCCACAGCCCCCACUGCCACCCUGUACAGGGCAGGUGGGACUGAAUCACACCUGGAAACAGCCAGUCCCUCAAGGGUGCAGCAUCCAGCCCAGCCCACCGAGGGCUGACGGGCCUUCGACUUUUAUUUUUGUAUUUAAAUAACAUGAAUGUAAACGGGACAGCUCAGGGUCAUUUUGGAGCCUGUUGACUUUUUAUCUCUCUGCCUGUAAUUUUCUUUCCUAAAUGAAAACUCCACAUAGUCUGGACUAAAGUUGAGAAGGAAAAUGCCAAAUGCUUUGGGUAUUAUUAGAGUUUAAUAGGUGAGCUCUGUCCCCUUAGGGGUUAGAGUUCCAGAACUUUGUCAUUUGUUGGCUAAAUCUUGAAGAAAUAAUGUGCCUAAGUCGAGACGUUUUGUCUUCUAUUUUCUGCGCUCAACACCUGAUAACCGGUUUGCCCUGUCACAGUGCAACCCAGUGACCAUACAAACAUUUUUCAGGGGAACGCAGAAGGUAUGAACUUCAAAGACAAAACUUUUAUUCCAUGUGCUUUGCUUUAUUCUGUACAUAGCUCUUUGACUGGUGUACUUAAUUGUAAACUUUCAGGUAUUUUUGUACAAACAAGAGACUGAUGUUCUGUUUCUUGUCAUUAGAAAUAAACAUGAAUACAGUGUUCUUCAUUUUCUACUGCUUGUAAUGUCUGUUUAUAUCAUUGAAAACACCCCAGCUGGUCACCCAUUAAAAACUUUUUGGAAAUGA
This is a messenger RNA of Erinaceus europaeus (western European hedgehog), 5213 nucleotides long. RefSeq names its product growth factor receptor bound protein 10 (gene GRB10). NCBI's taxonomy places the organism in Eukaryota, Metazoa, Chordata, Mammalia, Eulipotyphla, Erinaceidae. The transcript has 18 exons. Gene Ontology annotation, molecular function: insulin receptor binding. The record is from RefSeq and is a predicted model, not a curated record. Bases 355 to 2220 code for a protein of 621 amino acids. Gene Ontology annotation, biological process: negative regulation of insulin receptor signaling pathway; insulin receptor signaling pathway; negative regulation of Wnt signaling pathway.